UUGAUGUUUUUAUUUUCGUCUCAAGAUGAUUGUGAUGUUGUUACGUUUCUUCAGCAGAACUCCUCAAAGAGAACACAGAGCACAAACUCUGACACCACUGAAUCAGUCUCUGAUGUUUCCAGCAGAGUAGAUUAUGGCGACUGAAGGAUCUGGGUUUUAAAAGCAGACUGCUGGUCUUCAGCUGAGCUUCUUCUGGUGUUUCCAGCACAGUGACAGGAUGGCAGCUGCAGCAGCAUCUGGUGAGUAUAGUCAGAUUUACAGCAGAAAUAUGCAAAAACUCUCACAAGCUGUUCAGGGUUACUAUGUUUGAUGUUAAAUUGAAAAUAGUUGGCCAAGCUAAAAGUUCCUCCUCAUAUCUCAGUUGUAGGGCCAAAUCUGUACCACUAGGUGGCGACACAGCGUUACACAUUUAUUAGCAAACAGCAGCUGACUGUUUUCAGACUGUGUUUUUCUGGGCUGCUAAGAGGAAUCUAUCGCUGCAAUAUUUCAUUCACAAAAUCCAACAUCACAGUAAUCGAUAUCAAUAAUGUAAUUAUGUUUUGUUGAUGACAUUUGCUGUUUUAGAGGCAGGAUAAUCCAGGAGAGGGUCAGUACCUUUCUAGAGGGUCACUGCUCCAUCUAAUGAAACACAAACUAUGCUAUGAAAAUAAUAAGGCUUGUUAUAUUAGACAUAUGGAUGAAAACUAUUAUGAUCAAGAAAGUACACUCCUUUGUUUCACCAGGGCUUAAAGGAUAGAUUCAAAAAUUUUCAAGUCUCAAAACAACUGUCAGGAGCAUAUGAACACUGAAACAGUCAUUACUUGCUUUAAUCAUUUGUCCUGUUCAUACUUACUGCAAAGAGAUUCUUUCUGAUGUGUUUCCAAUGUAAGAGACAGAGGAGAAAAUCCACUGGCUGAUGUUGACACUCGAAACUGAAAGUCAAAGAGAGACCUCUGAGGUGCAGCAGGAGCAGUGAAUUUAUGCCCCCUGACAUGUCUGAGCUGAGGGUUGUUCUGCUGGGGAACAGCUGGUCUGAGAGGAGUUCAGUGGGGAACUUCAUACUGGGAAAGACUGAGUUCAACACUGAGGAAGCACCAGACUGCUGUCUGACAGUCAGAGGACAGUUGAAGGAUAAAGAAAUAGUUCUCAUCAACACCCCAGAUCUGCUGCAUCCAAACAUCUCUGAAGACAAACUGACAGAACAUGUAGAAAACUGUGUGAGACUCUCUGUUCCUGGACCUCAUGUGUUCCUGCUGGUUCUACAUCCUGAAGUCUUCACUGAGAAACACAAACUGAGGCUCUGCACAGUUCUUCAACUCUUCAGUGAUCAAUCAUUUGAUCAUUCACUGAUACUGAUAUCACCAACCAGAGAGGAGAGUUCAGGUUUCAUAGAAAACUACAUGAACCAUCCUCACUUAAAAGAGAUGAUCAGAAUGUGCAGAUACAGAUACUUGAAGCAGAAGGACCUUGAACUUCCAGAGCUGUUAACACGUUUGGGUCAAACUUCACAGGAAAACAAUGGAGAACAUCUGAGCUGUGAUGUAUUUGAUGAUCAGGAUGCUGGUUUAAUCAUGAGACCAAAGUCUGAACACACUGAACCAGUUUUAAACCUGGUUCUGUGUGGGAGGAGAGAAGCAGUGAAGACUUCAGCAGUCAAGGCCAUUUUAGGUCAGACAGAGCUUCAUUCAGUCUCCAACUCAUCAGAGUGUGUUAAACAUCAGGGAGAGGUGUGUGGACGUUGGGUUUCCCUGGUGGAGCUGCCUGCCUUGUAUGGAAAACCUCAGGAGGCAGUGAUGGAGGAAUCAUUCAGGUGUAUCUCCCUCUGUGAUCCUGAGGGCAUCCAUGCCUUCAUCCUGGUCCUACCUGUGGAUCCCCUCACUGAUGAAGACAAGGGAGAGUUAAAGACCAUCCAGAACACAUUCAGCUCUCAAGUCAAUGACUUCACCAUGAUUCUGUUCACUGUGGAGUCAGAUCCUACAGCUCCAGCUGUUGACUUUGUAAGAAAGAACAGAGACAUCCAGGAGCUCAUUCAGAGCUGUGGAGGAAGACAUGUUGUUCUCAACAUCAAGAACAAGCAGCAGAUCUCUGAGAUGUUGGAUACUGUGGAGAAGAUGAGAGUUGAAGGAUCCAGAUGCUUCACAAAGGACAUGUUCACCAAGGCUCAGAUGGAGAAGGUUACAAGACUUCAGAGCAAUCAGAGCAGAGAGAGUGUCAGGAUGGUGCUGAUUGGGAAGACUGGCUGUGGAAAGAGUGCAACUGGAAACACCAUUUUGGGUGAGAAGCAUUUUAAACCUAGAAUCAGACCAAAGCCAGCAACCAAGUCUUGUAAGAAAGCAACAGGGGAGAUCGAUGGACAGCUCAUCACUGUGGUCACCACCCCCGGCCUCUUUGAUACGACUCUCUCUGAUGAUGAAGUUCAACUGGAGUUCAACAAAUGCAUCAGCAUGGUGGCUCCUGGACCUCAUGUGUUCUUAUUGGUGCUGCAAAUCGGGAGCUUUUCACAAAGAGAAAAAGACUCUGUGGAGCUGAUCAAGAAAUAUUUUGGCAAGAAAUCAGGAGAUUUCACCAUCAUCAUCUUCACCAGAGGAGAUGAACUGGAUGAUCAGUCAUUUGAGAGUUACAUUGAAGACUGUGAUGACUUUGUCAAACAACUAAUAAUUGAGUGUGGAGGGAGAUACCAGGUCUUCAACAACAAAGAUCAGACAAACCGCACACAAGUCAGAGAGCUGCUGACCAAGAUUGAGAACAUGGUGAAGAAAAAUGGCAGCGGCUGCUACAAGACUGAGAUGAGUAAUGACACUGAGGAACUCAAACAAAUAGAAGUGAAGAAUAUCUUGAAACAGAAGGAAGAAGAGAUGAAGAAAAAAGAGGAGGAACUCAGGAGAAAACAUGAGGAGGAGAUGAAAACACUGAAAAGAAAAAUCAGUGAACAGAGUGGAGAAAUUGAACAGGAGAAAAAACUGAGAGCAAAACAGCUGAAGGACAAGGAGGAAUGCUUCAACAAGGAGCGUGAGGGGAGAAAGAAAGAACGUGAGGAAGAGGAGAGAAAACGGAAAAAACAAGAAGAAACUCAGCGUCAGGAAUGGAAAAGAAAACUGGAGGAUUCAGAGAAAAGAGUUAAAUCAGAAAGAGAGGAAAGGGAAAGCGCUGAGAAGAAGCUGGAGCAGUGUAGAAAAGAGAUGAAGAGAAAUAGAGAGGCCUGGGAUAAAGAAAGGAAGGACAUCUGGGAACAAAAAUAUAGGGACCUAAAACAGAACCUGGAGGAGGAGAAAACAAGCCUCAGAAAUCUCCGAGAAGAGUACCAUCACAAGAGAAAGAAAUGGAUAUAUUGUUUUUUUGUGCUGUCGUUGUUCCUUGUAUUUUUAUUGUAUUAUGUAUUUCAGCAUCAUACAUAAAUACACACUACAGAUAAUACUAAGCCAAGUGAACACACAUGAAGAUUUUUACAACUUAGCAGCUAUCGUACAGUUUAGGGGUAUUUACGGACCAUCGACUGAUAGCUUAGGUCUGGUGACUGCACACAGUUCUCCAGAAGUCCUUACAGUGAAGCUGCCGUGUUUACACAUCCUCCAAAGUCUGAAAGAAACCAGGAUUCCUCAAUUCCAGUCACACCAGUGGCUAGCUGGAAGGCUGAGAUGACAAUACAUGUAAAUAGUAACUAGUAACUAAAUUACUACAAUUAAAUUACUUGUUUUAUUUUUCUGUUAAACUACAUAUGUGUAAAUAAGACAGUUUGUAAGCUGCUCCGAGGCACAUUUGAUGGAGCUAAGCUAACAAUGUCCCCUUGCUUCCAGUCUUUUUGCUCAACUAAUCAAAAUAUAACACUGAAAUACACUACAAUAUUGAAAACACAGAAAUGUAAUAAAAAUUGAUUAAUUUAGACGUAUGGCUAAACCGCUGUGGGCUAUCAUUUUUAUUUAAAAUAUCCAAGCUUACAUGACAAGUCUGUUUUAUUGUAAUCCGUCUUUGAUUGUCCCUUUAAAUACAUUUUAAAUGACAUAUAUUUUACAGUGUUUAUAUAUUUUUUCACACUGAAUCAUAAUAAUUGUUUAAAGCUGGAACAUCUUUCCCAGUCUGCAUGUGAGCAAACAUGCACCAAGGUUGUUUGGAGAUGUUUUAUACUUGUACACAUGUUGAGAAUAACUUUAACAUGUUUUUUCUUUAUCAUGUUUGCCUCCCUACACAAAGUUCAAUCAGCUUGCUCAGAAUAGCACAAUGCCCACUGACUACGUUAAUGUUCUUGUUUGUUUGGACAAGUAAUAUAUGCUGUAUAUAUUCCCAUUUAUUUGCUCAUCCAGUUUGUUCAUCUCAAUCAAUCAGUGCAUUAAAUGGUUUUAUGACUAUCUCUAGGUUAGAACUCAGGCAACAGUUUCCAAUAGUUCCAAGUCAAGUCUCCUUCAGGACAGUAUUGGUGUCCCACAAUGGUCUAUUCUCAGUCCUGUUUUAUUCACAAUAUACAAAAACAAAAUAAUCUCUGCAUCUCUGAAACUGUUGAAUGUUAUAUGAUGAUAUGAUCGAAAUUGAAAAACUCAGAAGGUCAUUUAAGAACAAUAUUUAAUUUCACAGUUUUGAGGUUUUUCCAGUUCCCUAAAAAGUUCCUCUAUCAGGAUAAAAAAAAUACUCACAAUAAAAAGAUUUUUUAUCAAUUUUCCCAAGGUAAGACUCUAAAGUCAUGUCUCCUCGCUCAUUGUGUACAGUACAAGAAAAAUAUAAAUGUGUUAUUGUGCAUGAAAAUAUAUUGUCAUAUAUAACCGUUACUGUUAAAAAAUAUAUUUUGGUACACUUGUGAAAUAUGUACUUGGGGGGGAAAAAGUCUGUUUUAUGGUACAGCGGAAAACAUUUUUCUAAUUGCUGUAAUCACUGGUUAGAGAUUAGAUGAGGAUUAAUGCCUCCAGAACAGUGUUUUUAAACAAAUGUGUUUGUUUGUUUGUUUUAUUCUCAAAUAUUUGUCGGGCAUAUCUUUCAGCAAAACAGAUGCUUUGUUCUGUGAUUUACAUGUAAAUAUAAAAUGUGAGCACUGUUUAUACUUUUCCAUACAUAUCUUUAAAUUUUGUUUAUAAAUUGUUUGUACAUAAAGUACCAGUCAAGAGUUUGGAUACACCUUCCCAUUCACUUUAAUGAGAAAAUGUGUCCAAACUUUUGACUUGUAAUUUAUUGUUUAGUGAAACAUUUUAACAUCCUCGAUGGCAGUUCACUCAAAGCAAAUGUACUGUGUUUAUCUGAUAAAACAUAACCUCAGAUUUCCUGUUUGUGUCCCCUUAAAACACAACUUACAUCUGUUGUCUUGGUUCAUGUAUGUGUUGGUUCAGUUUUGUUAGAUGACACUGGGAGGCUUCUUAAUGAAAAAUCUGGAGACACAGAUACUCUAUUUAUAUGAAUAACCUGAUCCCAGAUUAAUAAAAUAUGUACUGUGAA
Messenger RNA from Thunnus maccoyii (southern bluefin tuna), 5394 nucleotides. Its product is annotated as GTPase IMAP family member 8-like. The transcript has 5 exons. The record is from RefSeq and is a predicted model, not a curated record. Gene Ontology annotation, molecular function: GTP binding. Lineage: Eukaryota; Metazoa; Chordata; Actinopteri; Scombriformes; Scombridae. The coding region runs from base 960 to 3374 and encodes 804 amino acids.